Strongyloides ratti is the source of this 696-nucleotide messenger RNA. RefSeq lists its product as hypothetical. Lineage: Eukaryota; Metazoa; Nematoda; Chromadorea; Rhabditida; Strongyloididae. The transcript has a single exon. Bases 1 to 696 code for a protein of 231 amino acids. The record is from RefSeq and is a predicted model, not a curated record.
AUGAGGGAUUCUCAAAUUAACAAAAAAGUGAUAAGGCGUGGAAGUAUUUCUAUCUAUGAUCCCCUCUCACAAGCGAGUGCUAUCAAAAAGAAACCAAUAGAUCGAUACUGCAAAAAAAAAGUAUCAUCUGAUAUAAAACACUUUGAUGGGGUUCAACUUAUUAAAUCUGAGGAAAAUAUUAGAAAAAUUCAUAAAAAUCAAUUGGGUAAUUUGACUAUUAAAUUAAAUUCUACACUCCCUUCUAAUAGUGAAAGUAAAAGCACAGCUAGUGAGAAACAAAAUUUGAGAGGAUUGGAUAGUAAUUCUAAGUCAAUAAUGUCAAAUCAAUCUACAUCUAUUUACGGAUCAUUUAUUAAUCCUAUAAAUAGUAAACCAAGAACAUCAAUGUACUACGGUAGUAAGGAUUUACCAAUAAUUAUUGAUGAUAGUCCAACUUCUACAAACGAAGAAGAAAAAGUUACUAGUAAUGUCCAUAAAAAUACUUUAACAACUCCUAACAUUAAUACAAUUAUCAAAAGAAAAAGCUCCUACGAACCGUUACUUAAAAGUAUAGAAAAAUAUCCAAUAAAUGAAGAUAAUCUUUUAUCAAAACUAAAGAAUAUAGCUAGUAAAGAUAGUGAAUAUACUCUCAAUAUUACUUCCAAAAGAAAAAUUUCUCCAAAAGAUCCCAGAUAUAGUUUAUAUCAUUCAAAAUAA